This is a messenger RNA of Impatiens glandulifera, 1671 nucleotides long. Its product is annotated as probable terpene synthase 2. The record is from RefSeq and is a predicted model, not a curated record. The coding region runs from base 1 to 1671 and encodes 556 amino acids. Gene Ontology annotation, biological process: diterpenoid biosynthetic process. The transcript is spliced from 7 exons. Lineage: Eukaryota; Viridiplantae; Streptophyta; Magnoliopsida; Ericales; Balsaminaceae. Gene Ontology annotation, molecular function: terpene synthase activity; magnesium ion binding.
AUGAGUAAAGAGGAAAUGGAGGUUGCUCGUCCAAUUGCUGACUAUCAUGCUACAGUUUGGGGAGAUUAUUUUCUUAAAUAUGCUUCCAAUGAUUCAACGAAAAGCAAUAAUAUCACUGAGAUGGAGCUUAAAAUUCACGGAGACUUUAAAGAGGAAGUAAAGAAAAAAAUAAUUACAAUAACUAAUCUUUCCGAAAAAAUAAACUUUAUUGAUGCAAUCGAACGCCUAGGAAUAGGUUAUCAUUUUGAAAGCGAGAUUCAAGAUGCGAUUCAACAUAUCUAUGAUAUUUCAUCUCAUGAUGGUCAUGAUCUUUGCAACGAUAAUCUUCAUACUAGCGCGGUUCGAUUUCGAUUACUUAGACAACAUGGGUAUAAUAUUUCAGGAGAAAUAUUCAAAAAAUUCAUGGACAAGAAAGGAGAAUUCAAUGCAACAAUAAGAAAUGACAUCAAGGGGAUGUUAAGCUUGCAUGAGGCUGGACAUUUAAGGCUGAGGGGAGAAGAAAUAUUGGAGAAAGCACACAAUUUUACUACAAGUGAAUUGGAGGCUAUAUUGCAUGAUAAUCUCAUAAAUGAGUCCAACCUUAUUCAACAAAUAACUUAUGUUCUCAACCAAUCCUUGCACAAGGGAUUUAUAAGGAUAGAGACGUAUAAUUACUUCAAAUUCUAUCAAAAUGAUGAAUCUCACGACGAGAGACUGUUGGAGUUUGCAAAACUCGAUUUCAACAUUUUGCAAAAUAUGCAUCAAACAGAGAUUGUUGAACUCACAAGAUGGUGGAAACAUUCUGAAAUGACGAAGAAAUUUCCCUUUACGAGGGAUAGGCUGGUGGAGGGUUAUUUAUGGGCUAGCUCAAUUUAUUUUGAGCCUCAAUAUAUAUUUGGUAGAAAUAUAUUUACUAAGUUAGUUCUCUUGUUGACGAUAAUGGAUGAUAUUUACGAUGCUUAUGCUAAUUGGGAUGAACUUGUGCUCAUCACCGAUAUGAUUAAUAGGUGGUCAGAAAAUGACUUUACUCGGUUACCAGAUUACAUGAGAUAUUUGUACGAAGUAUUUGAGGAAUAUUAUGAUUUGUUGGAGAAGGAAAGUGCCCAACGAGGACUUUUUAAUGGCGUCCAACAUUUAAAAGAAAUGGUAAAGGUUUUGGCAAAUGCAUACUUCGAAGAGGCAAGAUGGGCUCAAGAAGGUUAUAUACCUACUGUAGAAGAAUACAUGAAUUGUGCAGGAUUGAUUACUUGUGCUGGUCGGAUUCUUACCAUUAUUUCUUUUAUUGGAAUGGAUCCAAUUUUAGCAACUAAAGAGGCUUUUGAUUGGGUGAUCAACAAUCCACCCAUCAUGAAAGCCACUGGAUUUAUUAUGAGAUUAUCCGAUGAUAUUGUUGGAUUUAAGUUUGAGCAACAAAGAAAGCAUGUGGCAUCAGCAGUACAAUGUUAUAUCAAAGAGAAUGACAUGUCGGAGGAAUUAGCUAUACAUGAGUUAAGAAAAGAAGUGAUUGAUGAAUGGAAAGAUAUCAAUUAUGAAUUGAUUCAUGAAACUCAUAUCCCAUUGGCCUUACUUAGUCGUGUUGUUAAUCUAGCACGAUGCAUGGAUGUGCUUUAUAAGGAAGAAGACGGGUACACACAUUCUCAGAGUAAAAUAAAAGACAUCAUCGCUUCUUUGUUCGUUAAUCAUGUUGGCUGA